Podarcis lilfordi (Lilford's wall lizard) is the source of this 39327-nucleotide messenger RNA. The record is from the annotation of a GenBank genome assembly. NCBI's taxonomy places the organism in Eukaryota, Metazoa, Chordata, Lepidosauria, Squamata, Lacertidae.
AUGGCAGAGGGCAAGACCGGAGGCGCUGGGUUGUUUGCGAAGCGGGUCCAAAAGCAAUUCAGCCGAGCCCAAGAGAAGGUACCGUGACAGAGAGGUUUCUUUUACUUUAGUAAUGCUAUGGGAUGGCCUGCAUAGAUGGCCUGUUCUUUCACUUCUCCAAAAAUGUAUCUCAGAAAGCAGAGAUUAGACAAAAUUGGGAGGAGGGGAAGGGGGGUUCCCUGCCUCUUGCCCGGAUUGUUCCAGUACAGUUUUGAAUGUCAUACAUCAGGGUGGGGUACCUGUGUGGCCAUUCAGCUGUUGCCAGACUCCAACUCCCAUCAUUCCAGAUCACUGGCCAAGCUGGCUGCGAGUUGUGUUUCAGAUAUUGUUGGGCUCCCUACAAUGUUCUCCACUCCUGCCUUAUAUGUUUGUCUGUGUUGCAAUAAGGUACGCAAAACUGUUUUAAUGUAAACUAGGUGUCCCUUCACACACACACAUACUUUAUUUUUAUUUUUUUUAAAUGAUAUUUAUUCCAAGUUUAAAAUUGCAAAAAGAAAAAAAAAACAGUACAAAAUACAAAGAAAAAUUUAACCAUAACAGAGCAAAAAGUAACAAGAAAAAAGAGAACAAUAAAAUAGAAUAAAAAAAGCAAAACAAAAGAUAUAAAAAUGCAUUGAAUUAAAAUAGAACAAAAACAGAUUAAACCUUUACAUAACUUUUCCCUUUACUUAUUUCCUUGACCUCCUCUCACCUCCCAAUUUUGUAUUCUAGUUCAGAUCGUUUUUUCAGCAAAUCCUUCCAACCUUAUUUUCAUUCACGUGUUUUAAUUUAAAAUAUUAUAAUUAAACAUCCUCUGUUUCAUCAAUUUCAUCAGCUCAUUUUUGCUUAAUCCUUUAUAUCAUAUCUACCAAAACUGCCUAAUUUUCUUUUUCCAACAUCUUUCUAACAGUCUUUAAUAUUACAAUAUUUUUGAAGAUAUAUUUUAAAUUUUUUCCAAUCUUCUUCCACCGACCCUUUUCCCUGGUCUCGGAUUCUGCCAGUCAUCUCAGCCAAUUCCAUAUAGUCCAUCACUUUCGUCUGCCAUUCUUCUCGGGUGGGUAAUUCUUGUGUCUUCCCACACACACACAUACUUUAACCCCGAGGUCGGCAAGGUUUACCUCGCCUGAGCCAGUUCACUCCAGUGGAGAUCCCUCCGUGGGCCGCAAUUUCCGGCGCCUGCACAGACACGAUUUCCAGCGCCGUGGAAGCGAGUCCCCAUGCUGCGCUGCGCCACUUUAGCGCAGCACGCAGGGACUCACUGAGCAGGCGGCUCGGUUCAGGGGUGGCUCGGGGGCCGGUUAAACAACCCCAUGGGCCAAUGUUGUCUUAGGUUGCCAACCGCUGCUUUAACCAGUCUUUUGUCCCCUCUGUCGAAAGGAUAUAAACAGUGCUUUUUUAUUAAAAAAUAGUGUUUUGGGAUACUCUCAUUUCCCUACUCAUAUUGAAAUACUGCCCUUCAAUUUAGAUUCACAAAGUGUUUAGGGGUAUGCGUACCCCCUGCGUCCCCCCAGAAAAAAAGCACUGGAUAUAAAUAUCUGAUAAAGAUGGGUUUUUCCUCCAGUCAUUCAUUGUACGAAUAACUGUAUGAAAUGGUGAGUCCAAUGUAAUGGUUUGUCAUUUUGCUUGAACCACCAUGCCUAUGUUAUAUAGUCACCGUUACAAACAUUAGACUCUUUUGUAUAGUUAUAGCUGAGCAGUUGUUGCCUCAAUUCUGUGAGAAGGGACAGAAUUCUGUCGUGUGUUGGCUCGCCGUAAGUCAGGAUAAUUCCUAAUAUUUUCGGGUGUAAAAAUGGUGUCAUGGGGGAAUUUUGCUGAAUGUCCCAGAUGCGUGGCAAUGCAAUGGAAAAAGCAGGGGAAACAGCUGCAUUUUGCAUUUCCUAAAUAAAUAAAAAGUUCAACUAUUUGGGGGGAUUUUACUUUUUGAAAUAUGGCAACCCUAGUCGUGUGCCCAAGGUAUGAGGCAGGUCAAGUGUUUGCUCAUUGGCACAAACACUGGACAGGGAGAAAUCUUAGGGGAGGGGUGUUGAGUCACUUACAGAAAGUCAUAUUUUCAAAGAAAGAACCUUUGUUUUGUGCUAAGCAUGGCUCUCUAACUUUUCAAAGGCCUCAAAACAUGUGACACAUAAUGUUGGGGCUCCCCUCCUAUACACCCCUGGUUCAAUUUUAUCUGACACCUGCCAGCCAUGCCAAAUUUCAUCAAGCACAGUAAAGUGUUCUACUCAGAAGGACAUUUCUUACGUAGGACAUUUUCUACAUAGCUCUCUCCUUUGUCUGCUUCCUCACCUAACUUGCCUUCUGCCGGUGGUGUCUAGGAGACGGUGGCUGAGUAGUCAGAACAGCCAUUAUUCGGUUUAAAUGACCCGGUCAUGUCAUUACUAAGGUUUAACCUGAAUGCAAGAGACAUGAGAUUACCCGAAAGAUUAAAUUUAGAUCCUGAAUCUCAAAUACCAAACUGAACCUAAAAACUCAUCCCCCAAGUGUGGAUCCUUAUUAGGAAUGGGGUAGAAAAAUCGGUUUGGUUUGGAUUUUAGUGCGAGUGUACCUAAUUCUCACUUUCCAGAACAAUUUGCAGACUGAAACACAGCCGCUCUUCAAAGUUCGCAGUUCUCCAGCUUUUGUGAUGCUGUUCUCCAACCAAAUAAUGCAUAUUACCAAAAUGUGUGCAUAUAGAAUGCAUUAUAUUAGGGGACGUUGCUUUCAAAAAUGUGUCUAUCAUGCUAAAAUGCACAUAUGGGGGGGAUUUCACUAACUGCACAAACUAAUGCAGAAAUGCAGAGAAUUCAAUUUGAGACUGGAACAAGAAAAACGGAGAGGAACCAAAAUACACAGAUUUUCCCACCCCGGGUCAUAAUGUAGGCAAGGCGGCACCAUCUCUGCACAGGAGGCGGCAGGAGGCUCAGGUUUGCAGAAGUACAAAUGUUCUGGAAAAACCCUCAAGGGGAAGGGCAAACCCUCAAAACAGCCCAAUGAAAACUGAGUAUGUUCAGUAAGCACAGAAUGCUGGCUGACUGUUGAGAAGGAGCAAUCAAAACUGGGCAGGCUUGGAAGGGAGUUACCUGGGAGCCCAAGCUCAAGACAGGAGUACUCUCUGCACUGCAGCAUUUUAUUGCAGGUCUCCCUUGCAGGAUGCACUACGGGUGAACUGGUGUAAUAUGGAACAGGGUUCACAAUUAAUUCUCAAGCUAUGCUCCAGACUUGGAAAUUUAAGUGACAGGCAUGCACAUCAUAGCUGGCUUAGCUGCACCUCGCCCUCCCCCUGGGAGGCUUCACACUGACUGACUGCCUUUUAAAUAUUAUUUUUAGAAGUGCAGCGUUGAACAUUCGUGUUUUUCUCCAUGUAUUAGUCAUGUGCCAGACCAGUGGAGUUCCCUAGAGCCCUGUCCUCUCGUCUGUUUACCUACUGCCACUUAAUGGAUCCAAGAGGAAAUGCUGUGCUAGGGUUCAACCAGAAAUAGAACCGGGGUGAUGGCCUUGCCUCCCCAUCAUCCCUGUCAUUGCACUAUUUUAAAAAGGGGGGUUCCUUUCAAAAAUGAACAAGAUGAUUUGGCCAUUUGGCAUUUGAUCUUAAUGCGCUGCCAUCCUGAGAGAAGACAAGUUAUGGCUAAAUUAUGGGGGAACUGGCCUUUCCCUCUUCCUGGGUCACCCUGGGAAGCUCCACGAGGGGAGCUAAGAACAAAAUUACAGUCAGAAGAGAUCUAAGAGGUCAUUCAGCCCCCUGCUCAGUGCAGGAUAUGCAAUGCAAUAUGCAACUACUGUGCCACAUCCCUAACAGAUGGCCACCCAACCUUAGCAUAAUCAUCUCCAGCAAAGAGUGGAGGGCCCGCCACCUCCAGUGGCAAUCUGUUCCACUGUAUAAUGGCUCAUAUCAUUAGGAGGUUUCUCCUGAAGUUUCUCUCCCUCGUACCUACGGGACCGCCUCUCCUGGUAUGCCCCACGGAGAGCCUCAAGGUCCAUAAAUAGCAACACCCUAGAGGUCCCGGGUCCUAAGGAAAUUAGAUUAGCUUCAACCAGAGCCAGGGCCUUUUCAACACUGGCUCCGGCCUGGUGGAACGCUCUGCCUCAUGAGACCAGGGCCCUGCAGGAUCUGAUUUCUUUCCGCAGGGCCUGUAAGACAGAGUUGUUCCGCCUGGCCUUUUGCUUGGAGCCAGUUUGAUUCCCUCCCCCUCUUUCUUUUUUCUUUCUCCUCCUGUGAUGAGGCUGCAUUCUAAUAUUUUAAUGUUUCUAUAUCUUAAUGUUGUAUUUUAAUCUUGUUUUUAAGUUGUAUUCAUUCAACUUGUUUUUAUUAUUGCUUGUUAGCCGCCCGCCUUGGCUGGGGAAGGCAGGGUAUAAAUAAAAAUUAUUAUUAUUAUUAAGUUAAAGCCUCACCAAAGCUACUGUAGAAUCCUUUGCAGGAAGCCACAAAGAGUCAAGUGCCCAAACGGCGUAGCCUGCAAGUGCAACAAAGUUUGCUACUUGGACUGGGAAACAAAUAACCGUGGAUCUCAUAACCGUUGGCAGACAUUUUAUUGGCUGCCUGUGGGAUUUGUUGCUUUCUCAGCCGGUGUGAUUCUAGCACUGUUCUACACCUACAGAGUUGUGGGAAACAGCAGAUAAGCUACUUGUUUUGUUCUCAGCCACAAAACCAGGUGACAGUUCUGUUAGCGUGCUAAAAAGUAUUCUGUGCCCUACCGAGCAUUUGCAGAUUAGGCUUGUCAGGUUGCAACCCAGAGACCCACGCUGUCAUUGCAAUUUCCGCUAAAGCAUAUGCAGCAGCUUCUGAAUUCUAUCCCUGGUACUUCUGAGCAUGCCUUACUUCUGCUGCUAUGAGACAUACCUGGAACUCCACUUGGGAAGGCUGGUGGGAAAGAGGCAGGAUGGAGGAGCCAACUUGGACCGCAGACUGUGGGUGCCCUGCAUGCGCACUCCGUGCCACACCAUCAUGACGACACAGCAAGGGGUGUGUAUGUUCCCAUGCUGCUGUGCCACCAAGGCCUGCACUUCUGCCACCGGGCCUCUGUUGGGGCCUGCUGUGGCCACAAACACAACAGGAAACCUCAUGACUUGUGAGCAUGCAGAAACACAUGUCCGGCCACUGCUGGAAACAGAAUUCUAUACCUGUUGUGUUGUUGUUUAGUCGUUUAGUCGCACCAGCCUAACCCCCUGGACCAGAGCACGCCAGGCCCUCUUGUCUUCCACUGCCUCCCGCAGUUUGGUUAGACUCAUGUUUGUAGCUUCAAGAACACUGUCCAACCAUCUCGUCCUCUGUCAUCCCCUUCUCCUUGUGCCCUCAAUCUUUCCCGACAUACCUAAUGGGACCUUUUUCAGCUCCAGAAAGUCAGUUCCUGUGUUCUUUUGUGGCUAACCUGCUAUAUCUAUAUACCUGCCAAGUCCAAAGAGGACCAUAGUGAACUGACCUAGACCCUGUGAUCAUUAUCUGAGACCCUUCCUCACGCACCCUCUCCACCAGAGAACCGGAAGGUGGCAACAUGAGAAUGGGCCAUUUCAGUGGUGUCUCCCCAUUAGUGGAAUGUUCUCUCCAUGGAGGCUUGCCUGGUGCCAUUAUUACAUAUCUUCAGGAGCCAGGCAAAAACAUUCCUUUUUAACCAGGCAUUUGGCUUUUAAUUAUGGCCUUUUAGAGUGGGUGGGGAGUUUUAAUGUGCCCCCCCCCCCAUUUUUAGUAAGUCAUUUUGAGUUGCCAUGCCAAAAAGAAGGCUAAUAAUAAUAAUAAUAAUAAAUACAUUUUGUGUGGGUGGGGCUAAACUGGUUUGUUUCCUUCAACCCUCCCAGUAACCAGUCUGUUGGUCCUGAUAAAUGCUGAAGGAAAUCCUCCUAGGAAGAUGUGUGCAUGUGUGUGUUUUUGUUUGGUUUCUGUGUAAUCAGAAGUGAAAAUACCAGAUGGAAGCAGGGAGGAGAAGGAAACCACAAAAAAGGGGAUGUUUCUGAAGGCAGCGAGUGUCACAUUCUAGCCCUGGGUGCCUGGAGAGGCUGUUGUUGACAUGGUGGGAGAAAGCACGUUCCUUCUUUGAUAUAGUAACUUUAACUGAUGACAGAGUCAGGCCCACCCCACCCCCAGCAACAUUCACUCCUGCAAAAAGGAAGUGCUAGCUAAGCCAACAAGAUCAUUGUGGGGUUGUUACAGCUUGCACAAUUAUUUUAAGUUGGGAGAUUCGUAGGAACAUCAUCUCAGUACAGUCAGGGGAGCAGAACUGGGUGUGCAAAAAUUAGCUUCCUUUCCUCACACACAUACACUUCACAAGUCCCCAGUUAGCUGCAGGAAUGGGGACAUUCUGCUUGUUGCCUGGUCUCCGAACACAGCUUGUCUCUGGAAAUGCACAGCUAUACAAUCUUUUGUAUUACACCAACUGCAGACCCAAGAGCAGAAGACGAGCCUGAUGGAGCAAGCCAGUCCGGCAUCCUGUUCUCACUGUGACUGACCAGAUGCCUUUGAGAAACCCACAAGCACAACCCGAGCACAAUAGCACUGCCCAUACGUCUGUCUUCAGAAGCACACUGCGUCUGACUGUAACCGUAGCGUAACCCUGGCUAGUAACCACUGACAGCCUUAUGAAAAUCCACGCACUCUCCCAGGCGAUCUCUCUCAGAGGUUUCCUGCAGGCAUAGGAGACACAAUUGAACCCUGCAGGUCCCCAUAGACCAGGGGUCAGCAAACUUUUUCAGCAGGGGGCCAGUCCACUGUCCCUCAAACCUUGGGGGGGGGGGCAGACUAUAUUUUGAAAAAAAAUAUGAAUGAAUUCCUAUGCCCCACAAAUAACCCAGAGGUGCAAUUAAAAUAAAAGGACACAUUCUACUCAUGUAAAAACAUCCUGAUUCCUGGACCAUCUGCGGGCCGGAUUUAGAAGGCAAUUGGGCCGGAUCCGGCCCCUGGGCCUUAGUUUGCCUACCCAUGCCAUAGACCACGGGUCAGCAAACUAAGGCCCGCGGGCCGGAUCCGGCCCUAUUGCCUUCUCAAUCCGGUUCGCGGACGGUCUGGGAAUCGCUGAAUGGAUCUCCACCAUGUGGAUCACCAGCGUGCACAUUCUCUCCCUCACAUGGCAGCGCCGGUGCCUCCUCCCUCCCUCCUCCUGGCUUCUCCCUGCCCUGCCUAGAGGAGGAAGGGGGCUGGGCUUUGUUUGCUGCCAGCCCCUCUCUGGAGCCCUUUCACACGCUGCUCAUCGUCCCUCGUUCAGUUUUUUCUUCAAAAUAUAGUCCAGCCCCCCCACAAGAUCUGAGGGACAGUGGACCGGCCCCCUGCUGAAAAAGUUUGAGGACCCCUGCCAUAGACCAAAGGGAUGAGCACAAGCGCCAUCUUCUGAGGCCUCACUGCAACUUGAAAACUUGAGCCAUUGCAAAACAACCCCCAUCAUAGCAAGGACGCCCAGGAGGAUACUACACUAGUGGCCAAAAUUGUGGAAACCUUUUGGAAAAAGUGUAUUUCUGAGGUUUGAUGGCUCAUAACACCUGAUUGGCUCUCUAAACACUCAUGCUCAUUGGUUACAUUCAAAUGAAGGCAAGCUCGGCAUAUCAACCUAAGCAAGUUGCGCUUCCUUUUUCUGGUUAUUUGGCUAUAACUUUUGACAGAAUACAGAUAAUUGAACAAACUUUGUUGCAUUACAUUCUCCAUUAACUUAUCUUUCAUAGAUAGGUGUAUUUUCUGGUAUUACUCCAAAUAAAGGUGGUGGUAAAGGUAAAGGUAAAGGUAAAGGUACCCCUGCCCGUACGGGCCAGUCGUGUCCAACUCUAGGAUUGUGCGCCCAUCUCACUUAAGAGGCCGGGGACCAGCGCUGUCCGGAGACACUUCCGGGUCACGUGGCCAGCGUGACAAAGCUGCAUCUGGCGAGCCAGCGCAGCGCACGGAAACGCCGUUUACCUUCCCACCAGUAAGCGGUCCCUAUUUAUCUACUUGCACCCGGGGGUGCUUUCGAACUGCUAGGUUGGCAGGCACUGGGACUGAAAGACGGGAGCGCACCCCGCCGCGGGGAUUCGAACUGCCGACCUUUCGAUCGGCAAGUUCUAGGCACUGAGGCUUUUACCCACUGUGCCACCCGCGUCCCAAGGUGGUGUUAUGAGCCAUCAAACCUCAGAAAUACACUUUUUCCAAAAGGUUUCCACAAUUUUGGCCACUAGUGUAUGGUCGAAGGUAUUAAAAGUUGCUGAGAAGGUGAAGGUCUGCUUCCAGGCAACAGCUCCGCCAAAGAACAUUUGUCCUGCAGUGCUUGAAGAAGAAGAAGAGGGGGAGGAGGAGGAGUUUGGAUUUGAUAUCCCGCUUUAUCACUACCCUAAGGAGUCUCAAAGCAGCUAACAUUCUCCUUUCCCUUCCUCCCCCACAACAAACACUCUGUGAGGUGAGUGGGGCUGAGAGACUUCAGAGAAGUGUGACUGGCCCAAGGUCACCCAGCAGCUGCAUGUGGAGGAGCGGGGAAGCGAACCCGGUUCCCCAGAUUACAAGUCUACCACUCUUAACCACUACACCACACUGGCUCUUGGUGCUUCAUAAGGUCCCUCAAGAAAGUGGUAUGCAGGAAAAUGGGUUGCUGAUGGGCACAUUUGCAAAAUAAUCAUGGCCACCAUACACAUGACCUGCGGCCUAUUCUAUUGGUUACAGUGGUGUUUUUUUCAGAUUUAAUUCCAGCAGUGGGAGGGACUGACCCUCCAGGUGCUGGGGACAGCCUCUGGGGAUACAGGUGAGCUCACAGGUACCAUGUUGGCACCCCCUGAAGCAGGAAGAACAUGCAUAAAGCAGCCUCAGGUGACUGAUCCUUCUAAUUCAGUAGUGCUGAGAACCAACAAGCAGCAGCUCUGCAAGGUUUCAGGAAGGGGGGGUGGUCUUCCUCUACCUGAAACUGCCAGUGUUUGAAUCUGGGACCGUCUGUGUAGAAAGCAUGUGCCCCCCCUAGAAAAGUUUUGCACAGGUGUCUUUGUUUUGCAUGAUGUCACCAACACGGAUGGUCCCAGCAGUUGACGGCCUACCAUUUGGAACAAGCAAAUAUUAGCACAGCUCGCCCACCCUCGCUGAAAAUAAAGUGGUACCUCGGGUUACAUACGCUUCAGUUUACAGACUCCGCAAACCCAGAAAUAUUACCUCAGGUUAAGAACUUUGCUUCAGGAUGAGAACAGAAAUCGUGCAGCAGCGGCGCAGCAGCAGCAGGAGGCCCCAUUAGCUAAAGUGGUGCUUCAGGUUAAGAACAGUUUCAGGUUAAGAACAGACCUCUGGAACGAAUUAAGUACUUAACCCGAGGUACCGCUGUAGUUUCUUUUCAUUUUACCCAGACAGAAGCCUUACUGAGCAACACUCCUUGAUAUAACCCACAGGCUAGUUAUUUUAUUAAGCAUAUUUUUUAAAUCUUGCCAUUUAUUUUGCUUCAUGAGAUCAUAACCAUUUGGACAGAUGACUGACUGAAGAUCACCACUGUGGGAAACAGAACGUCCAUGGAGCAUUUAUUUAAAAAUCAGUCUUGCGCCUUAACUGCUCAAGUAAAGUUACAUGCUUUGCUCUGUAAUGCUGUACAAUCUUUCUUUAUUUCCCUGUCACUGUAGGUUUUGCAGAAACUGGGGAAAACGGUGGAAACGAAAGAUGAACAGUUUGAACAGGGCGCGUACAAUUUCCAACAGCAACAGGUUGUAUUGCACAUGAGGGUGUGAGCUGUUCCCUGCUUUCUGGAAACUUUGAGGGUAGUGGGGGAUGUAAUAUUUUUAGGAUUGUUCCAUAUUCUCCUAGCAUCUCUAGUGUACCUGAAUCUGGAGUUGAUCCGACCCAGGUUUUAUAGGCCCUCUGGUUAGGCAAACCAUGAAAGAUUCUGGCAAGCCUCAGUCUACAGACUUGUUUGGCCCUAAAUUUGCUCUAAUAAAGCAACUUCUCCGCAUUCCCGUGGGUUCCUGGGUGGCCACUACUCCGCAUUCCCGUGGGUUCCUGGGUGGAAACAGAGAAUAAGGAAAAAGAAUGGAUUACAGUAGUACCUUGGUUCUCAAAUGCCUUGGUUCUCAAACAACUUGGAACCCAAACACUGCAAACCCGGAAGUAAGUGUUCCAGUUUGUGAACUUUUUCAGAAGCCGAACGUGCUCCAUUUUGAGUGUUACACUUCCGAUUUGAUUGUUAUGCUGAGGUCUGUCUGUUUUCGCUAUUUAUUUUGCAUUUUUGUUUUUGUGGCUCUUUUUUGUUUUGUUUUUGUGACUGUGUAGAACCCAGUUCAGCUACUGACUGACUGAUUGAUUGUGUGACUGCAGUACAUUGUUUAUUGCUUUCAUUUUAUGCAUCAAUGGUCUCGUUAGAUAGUAAAAUUCAUGAUAAAUGGCUGUUUUAGGGGGUGUUUUUAAAAGUCUGGAAAAGAUUAAUUCAUUUUGCAUUACUUUCUAUGGGAAAGUGUGCCUUGGUUUCAGAAUGCGGGUUUUGGAACGGACUUCCAAAACAGAUAAAGUUUGAGAACCAAGGUACCACUGUACUGAAAUAUAUAGGGCACAGUCUCCUGAAGACUGGUGUCUAUAGAUGGAGCAUAAAGCUAGUUAUGAAGUUUUGGGUUUCUUAAAAGAUACUGAAGAAGGGGAAUUAAGCGUUAUAUUGAAAAAGAACCAUUGUGAGGAGACACACACAUACACAGACCCACAGACAAUCUUGCUCCAACAGUAGGUGUGAUGUUUAUGAAGGUAAUGGAGCACUUUGGUAAUUUUGGACAGUGGACUUACUAGGGUUACAGGAUUCCACUGUUUAGAUGGCAAUAUAUGUUACUACUGGUGCAAUUGGGUGGUUUUUAGACCCUUGGCGUAAAGCUGUUAUGGUGGUGGUGGUCGGCUGUCUUUCGAUGGUGUUCCUUCGCUUACUUAAAAAUGUGAUAAAGUAACCCUGCUGCCUUUGGAGACCCUUCUGUCCAUUUUGCUGAAUGGGGGCUCUGGACUCAGGCCCUGAAGUCCUGCCUUUAUGGUACCACUCCCAUAAAUCCACAGGCUUCUGCCUUUAGUUACCGUAUUUUUUGCUCUAUAAGACUCACUUUUUCCCUCCUAAAAAGUAAGGUGAAAUGUGUGUGCGUCUUAUGGAGCGAAUGCAGGCUGCGCAGCUAUCACAGAAGCCAGAACAGCAAGAGAGAUUCCUGCUUUCACUAUGCAGCGAUCCCUCUUGCUGUUCUGGCUUCUGAGAUUCAGAAUAUUUUUUUCUUGUUUUCCUCCUCCAAAAACUAGGUGUGUCUUGUGGUCUGGUGCGUCUUAUAGAGCCAAAAAUAUGGUAUUUUUGUUCUCUCCCUCCUUGUGUUUUGUUGUUUAACCGUUUAGUCGUGUCCGACUCUUCAAUGAACUAAUAGGAGCAUCAUGCAGAAAUGUACAGAUGACACAUCUGACGCAAUGACUUCUUCCCUUUUCACUUUAUUUUUUUGCCCCCAGGCUGAAGGUCACAAACUCUACAAGGACCUUAAGGUUUUCCUCAGUGCUGUGCAAGGUACAGAAAGCCAAGUCUUAAUACCUGUAACGUUUUCAGCCCUCGGCAGCCACCCCUUAAGGCAGUUCCUUCGUGGUGCAACUGCAUCACAGGAUGUUGCCUCUCUGAUGAAAGGUUAUCAGCUUUGCCAUCUUGAGAGAGCGAGAUUGUCUGACAAGAUACUUUUUUUCAAGCAGAUGCUCCGCUUACGGUUGGCUCCUCUCCAAACCCAUCCAUUUUUCCAAAACUGGAAAAUUAUCCCACCCUUCCAUCAAGUGGCUCCUGGCAACAUCUCUUGCCCCUUUAUCCUUGCACAACAGCCCUGAGAAGUAGAUUAGACUGGGAGGUUAUGACUGGUAAUGCCUAAAACCCUGAAGAGAUGUUAGUCAGUGUCUACAACAGUGGAUUCUAGCCAGUGUGCUGUGGCACCCUGGGGUGCCUUGAAUGAUGGCCAGGGAUGCCACUGGCAACACUGGCCUCUGCCCCUUUCCCCUUCCCUCCCUUCUCUGAUGCCCUCUUGUGUCUCCCAAAGCCUCCCAAAGGCUUGCACAGCUGUUUGUUGCAGCAGCCCUGGCUACAAGCUCCCCAGGCGAAUGGUGCUUCUGGGGCUGGCUAGAGGGUGCUGGUUUCCAGGAGCGGAGGUGGUCUCGGAAUAAGCAAACAAGUGAGUGAGGGAGCCCAGCCAGCCAGUCCACCAGCCCUUGCUGUUGGGAAUGGACAGACAAGUCCCAGGUGCCUGUGGGGCAGUGUGAGGAGGCACCUCUCUUUGGGGUGGGGGGGCAGCUCCGAGACCAGGGGCGGCAGCAGCGGCUGCCCAGAGGACUCCCAAGAAGAGGGGAGAGGAGGCUGAGGGAACACUCCACAAGGGAGUGUGUUCAAAAAAGGGUGAGAGGCUGCCAGCUCUGCAGGCAAGGGGGGACCUAACUGGGCUCCUGAACCCCCCAGGGGUGCCACAGAAAGAAUGUAGGAGGGAGCCAUAGACUCAAAAAGGUUGAAACCUCUACAGUAUUAAACUAGAUACAUCAAUGCUCUGACUCAUGAUAAGACAACUUCCUAUGACCAUUCUACUACAGAUCUGGUCAUCUCCUUUUUAAAAAAGUUUUUUUAUUAACAAUUUCAACAUAACAAAAUGGGGGUUUUGGGGGGUGCGCCGAGCCCUUGCAAUCACCCCCAAGACUCUAUUGCCUGGACGACACGGAGCUCACCAUCAUUAACCUCCGCAGUGAACCGGAAGUACCUGGUCAUCUCCUGAUAGAGUUCCUCUCCCACAAUUUAUGCUCAUCUUUGCCAGAUUAUUUUUUUUUAAGCUGUGAGGUUUUAACCUAUGAGGUUGAGAAACACCACCAUGCCUUUGUGAAGCCCUUGUCAUUCCCUCUCUUUAUCACAGCUAGCGGAUAUUAUUUUCACUGUACAAAGCUGCCCCAAAGGAGAGAGGGGGUAGGUGGGUCCAGUAACCUGAUUUUAAAACAACCACAUGGGGACCUGGAAGAACUGAGCACACAAACAAUGUGUGCCGUUGAAGAGCUGUCAUGCUUGAAGACUGAAUAUUUUAAGUAAUUCCCGUCAGCAGUGGGGAUGUUGACUUGGCCAGGGGUUGAUAAUGACGACUGAGAGGUAGUCAUCAAUCUUGCUGUUUGCCCUUUGCAGUGAUGCACGAAAGCUCUAAGAAAGUGUCUGAAACUCUGCAGGAAAUUUACAGCGAGGAGUGGGAUGGGUAUGAAAAACUGCAAGCCAUCGUGCAGGUGAGUGCGGCACAUUUGUUAGUCCCAGUUAUCGAGGACAUAUUUUACUUCAUAAUAAAAAUGAGCGUUCCUACAAUGUUACAUAAGUGUUGGAAUUACUCUUACAACCUUCCUGGAAGACAGAACAGUAUUAUCAUACAAUUGCAGAGUUGGAAGGGACAAGGGUCAUCUAGUCCAACCCCCUGCAAUGAAGAAUCUUUUGCCCCACGUGGAACUCAAACCCAUGACCCUGAGAUUAAGAGGCUCAUGCUCUACCUUCCAUGUCCAGAUGAUUGCUGAGACAACAGCAACUCCUCCAAGGCCACCUAGUGAGCUCAUAGCUCAUAUCAUAGUUUGAGCCAGGGCUUUCUCCAGCUCACAGCCUUUGCUCCUACAAGACACCAGACUCGAGCCUGAUUUUCUUAAGCUGUCCACUCUUAUUACAAAUGGCAAAGAUUGCAGGUAUAUCUUCAGAUCUAAACUAGUCUAUCAAUCAUUCUCUCUUCCCUAGGAACCACAGCUCCGUAAAGCAGAGUUAGAGAGGAAUAUCUGACUAUAGUUCCUGAGAUUCUUUGUGGGAGACUAGCUAAGAGUGGUUUAGCCCAAUAUAAGGGCCAAAACAGAUGUGAUAAUCCCACAAUUGUUGCUUUGCCUAGGCAGGAAGUAGAGGUGAGAAUCAGUGCUGUUUCCUUUUCACUAGGGCUAGACCAUGGGUAGGCAAACUAAGACCCGGGGGCCAGAUCCGGCCCAUUCGCCUUCUAAAUCUGGCCCACAGACGGUCUAGGAAUCAGUGUGUUUUUUAGAUGAGUAGAAUGUAAAACUUAUUUAAAAUGUAUCUCUGGGUUAUUUGUGGGGCAUAGGAAUUCGUUCAUUUCCCCUCCAAUAGAUAGAUAGAUAGAUAGAUAGAUAGAUAGAUAGAUAGUCUAGCCCCCCACAAGUUCUGAGGGACAGUGGACCCCUGCUGAAAAAGUUUGCUGACCCCUGGGCUGGACAGAUCUCAGCUUCUUUUUUGUGCAUCCAGGAGAAACUUUAGAAAUAUCUGCUGGACUAGUCUUGGGUCUGUACAUGACACAAUUGCUUAGGAUAGCAGCAGUUGGCAAGCGAGAUCUUAAAAAGAGGUUAUUUGCUCUUGUGUGAGAGAGGCAGAGCCUGUUGUCACAGGAUAUAACAGCAGAGAGUAUGCUCUUUUAAAAAAGAGAGUGUUUUUAUCUCAUUUUUUUAUCUCAUUUUAUCUCAUAUCUGCAGACUUAAUCACUAAUUGACUAACAUACAGUUAAUCGACCUCUUCAAACUUCUGGCAGUCCUACUUUAAAGGAACAAUUUUGACACAGAUCUCCCACAUGAUGCCUGGCACCUCUGACUGUUAAUAUGCCUUCUUCUGAAUUUAUCUGUUUCACACAUGCAACUCACCCUUUGAUUACACAGUCACUGAGUAACGAAGCAUAUAUAUGUAGAGACAAAGCUUUGGUUUCCCUCUCCUGAAAUAAGUAAAAGAAAGGCAACAGCGGACCAGCAAACAGAUUCACCUAAUCCAUAUAGUCACCUUUUAUUUAGAAUUUCCCAUAAUUCCUGCUCACACCAGUAAGGCAAGUUUACGUCAAACCUACUUAUCCAAUAACAGACAGCAUAAGCUGCAUCUGAAGAAACAAGAAGAGCAAUACAGAGAAAUCCACCAGCAGUUGUUUAUCUCCAGCCUCUAAAGAAGGGAUGGCACACCUUGAGAAUAAGCCCUUAAAACUUGAGAAAGAAGUUGCUUCAGAGAGGCAGGGGUUGCACAGAACAUUCCACCCAGCACCAUUUUUUUAAUGUCUGUUUGUCCUUUUACCUGCAGAGCAAUGACCUUUUGUGGGAAGAUUAUGAGAAGAAACUGGCCGAUCAGGCAGUCAGGACUAUGGAGAAUUACUUGACGCAGUUCAGUGAAAUUAAGGUGUGUAUUUCAGGGCUGAUUUUGCAGUAUCCAGUACCUAGAACUGAAAGUUCAACUUUCCAUUUUUACAUGUUUCUAGUCCGCAAGGAAAGGGACGCAGGUGGCGCUGUGGGUUAAACCACAGAGCCUAGGGCUUGCCAAUCAGAAGGUCGGCGGUUCGAAUCCCCGCGACGGGGUGAGCUCCCGUUGCUCGGUCCCUGCUCCUGCCAACCUAGCAGUUCAAAAGCACAUCAAAGUGCAAGUAGAUAAAUAGGUACCGCUCCAGCAGGAAGGUAAACGGUGUUUCCGUGCGCUGCUCUGGUUCGCCAGAAGCGGCUUAGUCAUGCUGGCCACAUGAGCCAGAAGCUGUACGCUGGCUCCCUCAGCCAAUAAAGUGAGAUGAGCGCCACAACCCCAGAGUCAGCCACAACUGGACCUAAUGGUCAGGGGUCCCUUUACCUUUACUAGUCCUCAAGGAAACAUAAUGCUACUGGGAGGAAAUUUUCUUCCUCCUGAUCAUCAUAUAAAAUAUGUUCACAAGUCAAUCUCUUUACUCGUGUGUGUGUGUGUGUGUGUGUGUGUGUGUGUGUGUGUUGGCCUUUCCCAGGCAUCCCCAACCUGCGGCCCUCCAGAUUUUUUGACCUACAACUCCCAUGAUCCCUAGUUAACAGGACCAGUGGUCAGGGAUGAUGAGAAUUGUAGUCCCAAAACAUCUGGCGGGCCAAGUUUGAGGGAGCCUGGCUUAAAAGAAUGAUAGGAAACGCCAGGCACCCCCAACCUUUGGCCCUCCAGAUGUUUUGGACUACAAUUCCCAUCAUCCCUGAUCACUGGUCCUGUUAGCUAGGGAUCAUGGGAGUUGUAGGUCAAAAAAUCUGGAGGGCCGCAGGUUGGGGAUGCCUGCACUAAGCCAUAGUAUUUGUGGAAGAUGUCACAGUAUAUGAUGAGUAUUUGGGGUGUGCGGUCCGAAGGAGGUCUUCCAGGGAGAUUUGAAUCUUUAUCUCUGUGGUCCAAAACUCUAACUGCCCUUGUCAUCAGUAAUUUUAUUUAAUAAAAAUGCCUAAAAUAGGCUAGGAACUCUGCACAACUGAACCUACGUUGGUCCCUGCCUGCAGAUUUGCAGUGUUAAAUACUUUGCAAAAAAUACAGGCUAUAAAUUAUAAUUACUAGCAUUCCUGAGAGUAAAAACACAGUGUGAAGAUUAAUAAGCUCAAAACUGUUGCCCACUCUGUAGGCAGGAAAUUUUGCAGCCUUCUGUUGGAAGUGUAUUCCAUAACACAGAGGCCAGAACCAAAAAGGCCCUGCUUCAUUCUUUACCUCACAAGUAGAAGGAAUCUUCAGCAAGGACUGUUCAUCUGAUCUUCAGCUGGAAGCUAUGCAAGGAAGCUAUCUUAAGCUGUGCAAAUGGGUCCUCACCUCGCUCCCCUACUGAAUUCCGAAUAGUGUCCUUGAUGGUUUAUCGGCCUCCAGAUCAGAGAGGCAGAUUUGGUUGAAACGUUCUUGUUAUGGCAAUAGAAAAAGAAAGUGAGCAUUGACUCUAAAAAAUUAUUUUUCAUUUCAAAGGAGCGAAUUGCUAAGCGGGGAAGAAAACUAGUGGAUUAUGACAGCAGCAGACAUCACUUGGAAGCCCUGCAGAAUGCCAAGAAGAAAGAUGAAGCUAAAAUUGCAAAGGUAUAAGGCUGUCUUGAGAGCCCAUCCAAACACUGACCAAGAAGGAGUUUCUUACAACCAGGAAUGUCAUUCCUAUUGUGUCUCUGAUUCUUGAAUUCUUCCUUUUUGGCAAAUCAUGCUUUGCUCUACAAUAUAGGCUGUUGGAUCCUGUUCAUAUCCCAUUCAGUCUGCUUAUAGCACUCUCGUCUUUCUACCCCUCUCACAGUGAACAGACCACACCGUUUAGUAAGUUUAAAUGCUUUGCUUACCAACUCCAAAGAUUGUAUCCAUGCGUUGUUCCAUGCAGCAGCAAGAAGAACACAGGUAGAAAAUUGUUGGGUAACAAAAUACAGAAAAACACUUCUGAGUAUGCAGUCUGGGCUUGAAGUGAUCAAGCCCAGAUGUGCUGCCGAAUCGGCUUCACAUGCUGGAAGAAAACUUAACUUUCCUACCAGGUGAGGGGUGUUACCUAGCUGAGUCUAGGAAUACAAUUCUGUGUUCUUAACCCCUUCAUGUAUUAACUUCAUGCUUGCUAGUUAUUGCUGUAGUUGUUUAGUCAUUUAGUCAUGUCCAAAUCUUCGUGACCCCGAGAACACUGUCCAACCAUCUCGUCCUCUGUCGUCCCCUUCUCCUUGUGCCCUCAAUCAUUCCCAACAUCAGGGUCUUUUCCUGGGAGUCUUCUCUUCUCAUGAGGUGGCCAAAGUAUUGGAGCCUCUGAUUUCCUUCAGAAUGGAUAGGUUUGAUCUUCUUGCAGUCCAUGGGACUCUCAAGAGUCUCCUCCAGCACCAUAAAUCAAAAGCAUCAAUUCUUCAGCGAUCAGCCUUCUUUAUGGUCCAGCUCUCACUUCCAUACAUCACUACUGGGAAAACCAUAGCUUUAACUAUACGGACCUUUGUCGGCAAGGUGAUGUCUCUGCUUUUUAAGAUGCUGUCUAGGUUUGUCAUCGCUUUUCUCCCAAGAAGCAGGCGUCUUUUAAUUUCAUGGCUGCAGUCACCACCUGCAGUGAUCAUGGAGCCCAAGAAAGUAAAAUCUCUCACUGCCUCCAUUUCCCCCCUUCUAUUUGCCAGGAGGUGAUGGGACCAGUGGCCAUGAUCUUAGUUUUUUUGACGUUGAGCUUCAGACCAUAUUUUGCACUCUCCUUUUUCACCCUCAUUAAAAGGUUCUUUAAUUCCUCCUCACUUUCUGCCAUCAAGGUUGUGUCACCUGCAUAUCUGAGGUUGUUGAUAUUUCUUCCGGCUAUCUUAAUUCCGGCUAGGGAUUCAUCCAGCCCAGCCUUUUGCAUGAUGAAUUCUGCAUAUAAGUUAAAUAAAUAGGGAGAUAAUAUACAGCCUUGUCAUACUCCUUUCCCAAUUUUUAACCUAUCAGUUGUUCUAUAUCCAGUUCUAACUGUAGCUUCUUGUCCCACAUAAAGAUUUCUCAGGAGACAGAUGAGGCGAUCAGGCACUCCCAUUUCUUUAAGAACUUGCCAUAGUUUGCUGUGGUCGACACAGUCAAAGGCUUUUGCAUAGUCAAUGAAGCAGAAGUAGAUGUCUUUCUGGAACUCUCUAGCUUUCUCCAUAAUCCAGCGCGUGUUUGCAAUUUGGUCUCUGGUUCCUCUGCCCCUUCGAAAUCCAACUUGCACUUCUAGGAGUUCUUGGUCCCCAUACUGCUUAAGCCUGCCUUGUAGGAUUUUAAGCAUAACCUUGCUAGCAUGUGAAAUGAGUGCAAUUGUGUGGUAGUUGGAGCAUUCUUUGGCACUGCCCUUCUUUGGGAUUGGGAUGUAGACUGAUCUUCUCCAAUCCUCUGGCCACUGCUGAGUUUUCCAAACUUGCUGGCAUAUUGAGUGUAGCACCUUAACAGUAUUAUCUUUUAUAAUUUUAAAUAGUUCAGCUGGAAUAUCAUCACUUCCACUGGCCUUGUUAUUAGCAGUGCUUUCUAAGGCCCAUUUGACUUCACUCUCCAGGAUGUCUGGCUCAAGGUCAGCAACCACACUACCUGGGGUAUACGAGACAUCCAUAUCUUUCUGGUAUAGUUCCUCUGUGUAUUCUUGCCACCUCUUCUUGAUGUCUUCUGCUUUUGUUAGGUCCUUACCACUUUUGUCCUUUAUUAUGGUAAUCUCUGUACGAAAUGUUCCUUUCAUAACUCCAAUUUUCUUGAACAGAUCUCUGGUUUUUCCCAUUCUAUUGUUUUCCUCUAUUUCUUUGCUUUGCUCGUUUAAGAAGACCCUCUUCUCUCUCCUUGCUAUUUUUCGGAAAUCUGCAUUCAAUUUCCUGUAUCUUUCGCUAUCUCCCUCGCAUUUUGCUUGCCUUCUCUCCCCCGCUAUUUGUAAGGCCUUGUUGGACAGCCACUUUGCUUUCUUGUAUUUCCUUUUCAUUGGGGUGGUUUUCGUUGCUGCCUCCUGUAUAAUGUUACAAGCCUCCAUCCAUAGUUCUUCAGGCACUCUGUCCACCAAAUCUAAUCCUUAAACCUGUUCCUCACUUCCACUGUGUAUUCAUAAGGGAUUUGAUUUAGAUUGUAUCUUACUGGCCCAGUGGUUUUUCCUACUUUCUUCAAUUUCCCACACGUUGCUCAGUAGUUAGAAGAGGAGUACAUCACUUACCAGAAGUACAUGAUAUAUAGGGAUCAAAGAUCCUAAACCCUGUUCCUCUGCUUCCUACAUACCUAUCACACUUUAUUUCUUCCUCCCAGCCACUGUGAUGUCUGUGAAAAGUAGCCACAUGUAAGCUAUGAUCUGCCUAUGAGAAAACUAGAAUGCUGUUCUUGGGGACAAGCAGAAAAGAAGUGGAGGGGACUGUGGAACUGCUGGCUAAUUUUCUCCAACCAUUGUCCAUCUAUGAUUGUCUUAUCUCUUCUUUAGAGGCUGUUUUCCCAUGUGUGAUGGGUGGUGCUGAUGCUGGGACAAUUAGUUGCUCAAUGGCAGAUGAGCACAGAUGAAUGACAGGUGGGGAAAGAGGCUCCACAAUCCCUCCCUUUUCUCUCUCCUUGUCUUCAGAGUCCUUGGCAGUCUGGUUUACAUGUGGCUAACAUUUCACAUGGGGGGUGUAAGCGGGAUGUGAGUCUGCAGUCCACUGGCAUGUCUACACUGUUAAUGCUCUCAAUUUCCUGUACCUCUAAUAAACUUUUGGGUCCUGCAGGCCGAAGAAGAGUUCUACAAAGCCCAAGCUGUGUUUGAAGAGCUCAACAAGGAACUAAGAGAAGAGCUGCCAGACCUUUACAACAGGUUAGGCAUAGAAACAAAGAUCAGGGUGCAAAUGGCAGAGAAUCCCAAAGCAGAAUGUUGAAUCUAAGAAGUGUGGUUGUGCUGGUGACCAGGAAAUAGAUGUAGAGUUGAUACUUCUUUCAUUGUUGAACUCUGGGACUAAGCUUGCUGACGAUGAACCCAGGCUGGAAGGUAAAAAUGGGGUGAAAGGAUAUAUUAACACCAGGCAUAAAAUGCAAUUUACAAAUUGUUUCAACACAAGUCCAAGGUAAGUUAAGGUAAAGGUAAAGGGACCCCUGACCAUUAGGUCCAGUCGUGGCCGACUCUGGGGUUGCGGCGCUCAUCUCGCUUUACUGGCCGAGGGAGCCGGCGUACAGCUUCCGGGUCAUGUGGCCAGCAUGACUAAGCCGCUUCUGGCGAAUCAGAGCAGUGCACGGAAACACCGUUUACCUUCCCGCCGGAGCGGUACCUAUUUAUCUACUUGCACUUUGACGUGCUUUUGAACUGCUAGGUUGGCAGGAGUGGGAACCGAGCAACGGGAGCUCACCCCGUCGCGGGGAUUCGAACUGCUGACCUUCUGAUCGGCAAAUCCUAGGCUCUGUGGUUUAACCCACAACGUCCCCCGUGUCCCCCAAGGUAAGUUAGAAUCAUAGAACUGUAGAGUUGGAAGGGACCUUGAGGGUCAUGUACUCAAACCCCCUGUAAUGCAGGGAUCUCAGCUGAAACAUCCAUGGGAGAUGGCCCUCCAACUUCUGCUCAAAACCUCCAGCAAAGAAGAGUCCACAACCUCCCCAAGGAGUACGUCCCACUGUCUUAACAGCUCUUACACUCAGAAAGGCCUUCCUGGUGUUUAGCCGGAAUCUCCUUUCUUCUAACUUGGGUCUGGGUGGGUCUUGACUAUUAACAGGCAAAUAUCAAAAAAUUGCUUCCCCACAGUUCAGCAGAUACCAAGGUAUUGGGAGUUACUGUGUUCACGUGGGUGUUUGCACAAUAAAGCUCUCUUCAGGUGCUGUAGGGGUUAAAAAAACACGGGAAUGGGGCAGUGGAGACUAAUAAUUAAUUGAUUAAUUAAUUAAUACCUUGCCCAUUUGGCUGGGCCUCCCCAGCCACUCUGGGUGGCUCCCAACAGAAUAUUAAAAACAUGAUAAAACAUCAAACAUUAAAAACUUCCGUAAACAGGGCUGCCUUCAGAUGUCUUCUAAAAGUCUGAUAGUUGUUUAUUUCCUUGACAUCUGAUGGGAGGGUGUUCCACAGGGUGGGUACCACUACCAAGAAGGCCUUCGGUAAGGGAACUACCAGAAGGCCCUCAGAGCUGGACCUCAGUGUCCGGGCAGAACGAUGAGGGUGGAGAUGCUCCUUCAGGUACACUGGGCCGAGGACAUUUAGGGCUUUGAAGGUCAACACCAACACUUUUUCUUCCUUCGUUGCUGUUUCAAUUGCAUUACAAGUAGCGGAAGUCAAAGGUCUAAUGCAAGAGAGCCUUCUGUGCUUCUGGAGGUUCCAGCCCCUGUGCAUUCUAAAACCCUGGGAAAUUAGGGUUCCAAACAAUGCAGGGAGUCUCCAACCACAAGGACAGGAGACUCCUUGCUUCAGACUCUCCUCUUCCACAAGUUGAAGGGUGAUAAAAGGGGAGUAGAGCCAGCACAUUUCUUCCUACUGCCCCCAGCCAUGUGCGUAUUUUAAGCUAAUAGGGCUAUGUGUUGUGUGAUUUCUGCAGUCAGGGAUAGGAACUAGCUCUAGCAGUGGGUCUCUUUGGGAAAAAUGUGGAGUAUCACUUUCAUCGAGCUGUUGAUUUAGAAAACCUGCUGAGCUUGUUGGCACAUCUCCUUUGACUGAGCUACUGUUUCUCAGACAACUUACUGCUUGGAGUUCUUAGUCCAUGUAUCCAAACCCUUCCCUGGUCUCUGGCUGCAGUUCCUUAGCCCUACGGCCUGUUGACAACACGUCACAUAAAGUGCAGUCCGAAUACCAAGAGGACAAAGACAAAGGAUUAGCCACCUGAAAUAUCUUGUGGGCUAGCUAUGAGACGAGCUGCUUCUCAAUCAGAGUUCAGAAAAGUUUGGUGACCACAGGAUGGCAGCAAAAUCCACAGAAUUGAAUUUUAGCUUUUGUGAAAAAAUGAUUGUUUAGGAUAGGACUAGAUGUGUCACCAUUAGACCACAGGUUUGUUGCCAAAAAUGACAACCCUUUCUCCAGCUUCCCCCUCUUGUCCCUGAAACAUUGAGAUCCUGAAAGGCAUGGUAUCAUCUACUGUGUGCUUUGGUGGCCCUUCCCAGUAGAAACCUACAUGAUGGCUUGUCUGUCUAAAGUCUCACAUUCUGAGAGGACAGUGUGGUGUAGUGUUUUAAGCAUCAGACUUAAAUCAGGGAGAUAAAGGUUCGAAUCUCCACUUAGCCACAAAGCUAGCUAGGUGACUAUGGACCCAGUCAUGAACAUUUUGCCUAGUCAAUCCCCAUGGGGUUGUUUUAAAGAUAAUGGAGGUGUGACUUUACAGUGAGGGCAGAGAAACACAUGGUAAUAGAAUGGCCCAUCAAGCCAUUCAUUGGCUAAACACUACAGGAUGAAGAGAGGGAACAAACACAAUGGCAUUUCAGCAUUUGGUGUCAUCUCUAAGUCUGCUAAGGGACGCGGGUGGCGCUGUGGGUUAAACCACAGAGCCUAGGGCGUGCCAAUCAGAAGGUCGGCGGUUCGAAUCCCUGCGAUGGGGUGAGCUCCCGUUGCUCGGUCCCUGCUCCUGCCAACCUAGCAGUUCGAAAGCACGUCAAAGUGCAAGUAGAUAAAUAGGUAUCGCUCCGGCGGGAAGGUAAACGGCAUUUCCGUGCGCUGCUCUGGUUUGCCAGAAGCAGCUCAGUCAUGCUGGCCACAUGAGCCGGAAGCUAUACACCAGCUCCCUCGGCCAAUAAAGCGAGAUGAGCACCACAACCCCAGAGUUGGUCACGACUGGACCUAAUGGUCAGGGGUCCCUUUACCUUUACCUAAGUCUGCUGUUAGGCUGUAUCUACACCAGUUUUCUUGUCACAUUUUAUUAUAUUUCACUUUAUUUCGUUUUCCUGUGCUGCCCUGGAAGUAAUUUUUUAAAAACAAAAUUUGUAAUUCGCAAAAAAUAAAUGCAACCAAAAAAAUAACAAAUGAAUUACAAUUACUGUAUAUUAAAGACUUGGGAGUGAUUUUCAAGCAAUUCCUCUGUAUGCCUCUGUGUAGACAAACCAAAAUUGUGCACAACAGUCUUAGAGAAAGAGGUGAGGUCCUCCUGUGGAUCAGGAACUGGAUAUGAAACAGGAAGCACAGGAAUAAAUGAGCCAUUCUGUCAACGGAGGGAUGUAGAAAGUGGAGCCCCCCCCCCCCCGCAGCACCCGUAAGGGGACCUGUACUUUUUAACUUGUUCAUUUUGCUGUCUAACUUUCUUUAUAGAUGUCCAAUCGGCUUGCCUUUUUAAUGGAAGCCCUGCUGGGAGUGAGGGGAAGAAGAUGAACUAGAAAUCGCUCAGAGUUCUACCCCAAAAUGAAUUUAAUUCACAUUUAGUUCACCCAACACUUAUGGGAACUACUUUCAGGUGUACAGAGAUUUUUGAACUAGUUCAGUGAACCACACGUGGCUGAACUACUUCAUUCUGCUCUUCCAGGGUCCCAGAAAACUCAGCACUUGCCAUAUUACUCUUCUUUAUUGUGCAGCCCCAACCCAGUUAACAUUUGGGCUUCGUUUUAUAUCUUUUUGCUUCUCCAGCCGAAUUGCGUGCUAUGUGACAAUAUUCCAGAAUAUUUCCAACUUGCGAGAUGUCUUCUACAAGGAAAUGAGCAAGGUAAAUGAGCAACUGUGUCAUACAUGUGGGCCAUUUGGACAAAUGGGCACGCUGCGUCAUUGGCUUCUACCUGCCCUGUUUUCGUACCAAUCCUGGGAGUGGCCCCUAGUCUUAGCGUCGCCCUUGUAGGAUGGCACCAAAACUGCCUUUCACCCCAGCAGUCCCAAUGGGAACCAGCCAACAAUGCACAGAAGUCAGGAUUUGAAAGUGGUGCACAUAAUUUCUACUUCAUUGUAGUAGCCAGCUGAGUUGCAUUCUCUCUCGCUCUCUCUCCCACACAAACACACACACACAAUUUGUGUGCAUUCAGAUUUACAAACUUGGCAAAAGAAAAUUUGGAACGGGACAGAAAAGACUUUGACAAACCCACCCGCCAUUGCAUCCAAUGUGUUUUGACUAUACACAAUUUUGUCUUUAGGCGUGAUCCCUGAAAUGUGAUCCUUGCUUAAGUUGAGGCUUACUAUAUUAUUAUUAUUAUUAUUAUUAUUACUACUACUACUACUACUAUUUAUUAAAUUUGUAUACUACCCUUUAUACAUAGAUCUCAGAGCAGUUCACAACAUAAAAUACAAGAUAAAAAAGACAACAUACAUAAUAAUAAGAAUAACCCCCCCACACACACAUUUUAUUAUUAUUUACUCAUCCGAAACGUAUUUUGGUAUUAUCCAGGAAUCAAUUCAGUCCGAGUAAGUCUGCAGAACGUGACUGGAGUGCCAGGACUAUUAGUAUUAGAAAGGAAGAAUGAUGAUUGGAAGAGACAUCAUUCUUCCUUUCUAAUAUUGUUAAAGUGCCUCCAGGGCAGGGAACUGCUGUUUAUUUUUAAAUCUCAAAAAUAAAUGAAAGGGCAGCUGUCAGCUGAUGUACUCCGAGGCAAGUUCCAAGAGGAAGGGGAUAUAAAGUAGGCAGUGACAACAUUAAGCCCUACACAGCUUGGGGCCAGGAUACCUAAGAGAAUGACUCCUCCUGUAUAGAUUUGUCUGGUUGUUGAAAUCUGGCAGGGAGGCUCUCUUGGGUCUGCCACCUCUAUCAGAAGCUCCAGAGCCUUCUUGGUGGUGGCAUCCCAGUGGUCCAUUUCCCUCCCCUCUGAGAUAUGGCUGGGGACUACCUGUCUGUGUUUCCAGCUGAAAAAGUGUGUCUCCACCCAGGCCUUUGCUGGAUAUUCAUGACAUUUUAUUUUAUUUUUGUCUGGUUGGCAUAUAUCUGCCAUGUUUUAUGAGUAGCUGUAAUAGGAGAUGGAUUUCUGUUUUAAUUACAGCCCGCUCUGGAACUGCAUUGCAGUGAAAAGUGUAUGAGAAACAUUUAAAAUAAACCAAUAAGCUUGAAACACUCGUUGACUUGAAGCAGUCAGUCAGGAUUAAUUAUUUUAUGUGAAUAAGUGAAUAGUGGUAAUUUCUUAAUUACUGGGUAAUGAUAUUUGCUUUUCUUGUUGCUGCUGCUUGUAGCUAAACCAUGACCUGUAUGAUGUGAUGAGCACAUUGGAUAAGCAGCACUCCAAUAAAGUCUUCAUUAUUAAAGGGGUGUCAAGGUAAGUGAUUUCCUCUUUCCUGUGGGCAUAGAGGAGUCUCGGAAGCAGCAGCCAUGUGGGCAACUAGCAACUCAUCUCCACUUUGGAUCCCAGGAGAUCUGGUUUGUUUGUCAGUCAGUUAAUUAAAAGAUUUAUAACCCAUCUUUUAAUUACAGGGCUUCUCAAGGCAGUGAGCUGUUUUAGAACAAAAUACAUAUGGAAACUUUGAAAGGGGAAAUAUGAACAGCCACUAAACAGCAGUCAGAGUAGAAACAAAAAACCUUUCCAGAGGAGCAUGUUAGCUUCAGAAAGAUUGACCGAGCAGCCACAUCGCUAUGGGCCAAGAUUACAACACUGGAUCUCAGCAGCCACCUGAUUCCAUAGCUUUGGGACUGCCACAGAAAAGCGCCAUCUUGACUAACAGAGGGUAGAAUAAACCAGUGGGUUUUAUAUACUGAAUCUUAAGAGCAGUGAAUCACUUAUAGGAAAAGAUGCUCUCUCGAUUCAAUCCAUGACGGCCUGUGCUUUGUAAUCAUUUGUCAAGUCUUGGCUCAGGUCAGAGAUGGAUUGCAGUUGGGGGGGUCACAAGCAGAUCAAGGUCUAAAGCAUGGGUAGGCAAACUAAGGCCCGGGGGCUGGAUCUGGCCCAACUGCCUUCUAAAUCCGGCCCGCGGAUGGUCUGGGAAUCAGCGUGUUUUUACAUGAGUAGAAUGUGUCCUUCUAUUUAAAAUGCAUCUCUGGGUUAUUUGUGGGGCAUAGGAAUUCGUUCAUUUUUAUUUUUUUUCCAAAAUAUAGUCCAGCCCCCCACAAGGUCUGAGGGACAGUGGACCGGCCCCCUGCUGAAAAAGUUUGCUGACCCCUGAAAGGGCCUGAAGCAGAUUACAUGCUCCAAGUUGGGCCAGUGGUCAGUUUCUGGAGCAAGCAGACAAGGGGAAGUGAUGCUAAGGGAAGCCAUGGGAGUCUUGUGCAUUAAGAUUGGGUUUUCUGUCAAAUCUGGAAGUUGUUGAGCUUUUUUGGGCAAUGCCAGAAGUGUAGAUUUUGGAGAAAUUCCUUUAAAAUACAGUGGUACCUCGGGUUAAGUAUUUAAUUCGUUCCGGAGGUCCAUUCUUAACCUGAAACUGUUCUUUACCUGAAGCACCACUUUAGCUAAUGGGGCCUCCUUCUGCCUCCACACUGCCGAAGCACGAUUUCUGUUCUCAUCCUGAAGCAAAGUUCUUAACCCGAGGUACUAUUUCUGGGUUAGAGGAGUCUGUAACCUGAAACGUAUGAAGCAUAUGUAACCCGAGGUACCACUGUAGCUCAAAUACAUGGAGAGGUUUACUUUCACUAUAGAGGCUGAAUAAAGCUGCAUGUUCAAACUUUGUAACGCAACUUAUGUUUCUUGUUUUGCAGUAACAGAGCAUCGUUGGUCAUCUCAUCUCCAGUAAGUCCAACCAGCCCCUCUGCCAUACCUACAAGGAACAGCAUAAGUGAGAUGCCCACGUCUCCUCCUGCCAUUUCCUCAAAUCACGAAAGAGAAUCUGCUUCGGCAACCAAAACAUCAUCUGCGCCUGGUGGGGCCAGCAAGACAGAGGAAGAGACAGCGGCAUCUUUGGCUACAGAUGCGGCCAAGCCAGACUCUUCAACUGCUAGUGAAGCCAAAGAGGACAGCCAAACAGUAGAGACAACCCCCAACAUUCCCAUAGGCACCCCCCAGGAAGUGGAGGAGGCUGCAAAUGAUAUAGCAGCAGGAAUUGUAUCAGAGGCAGUGCUCGAGGCUGCUGGCAAAAGCCCAAAUGUUCCCAAAGACUCUGGAGAGACCUCCCAGCCUCCUUUGAGGAAUGACUUUGAAGCCAGUGAUACUUGUGAGAAAGAAGAGGGUUCCUCGUUGCAGCCAAGGGUUGAGGUCUUGUCUAUACCUCCCCAGAACACUCAGGAUGAAGCUGAGACUGGGGGAACAGACUGUCAGGAGAACAACGUGCCACUCAGGGAGAGUUCAGUUCGUCCUGAAGACAAUCCUCAAGAUCCUUCAUCUGAAGCUGAAGAAGCCCAAGAAGGUGCACCAAGUACCACCAAUGACUGCCUUUCCCCUGCUUUACCAAAAGAAGGGGCCGCUCAACAGCAGCCAGAGGAACGCAGGGAUGCUGAAGAUGACGUCAACAGUGAAGGAAGCAUUGAAGAAAUGGAUGUUUCCCCAAAGGCCACCAAUGCUCAGGUAAAAGACAUGAGAGGGUUCUGCACAACCAACCCGUCCCACUAGGUAACUGCACACUGUGUAGAUAGCAUUAAGGGAGCUUUAGUCUGACUUGCCGAUCAGAAGGACUUGCCGAUCAGAAGGUCGGCGGUUCGAAUCCCCGCGACGGGGUGAGCUCCCAUUGCUCGGUCCCUGCUCCUGCCAACCUAACAGUUCAAAAGCACGUCAAAGUGCAAGUAGAUAAAUAGGUACCGCUCCGGCAGAAAGGUAAACAGCAUUUCCGUGCGCUGCUCUGGUUCGCCAGAAGCGGCUUAGUCAUGCUGGCCACAUGACCCAGAAGCUGUACGCUGGCUCCCUCAGCCAAUAAAGCGAGAUGAGCGCACAACCCCAGAGUCGGUCACGACUGGACCUAAUGGUCAGGGGUCCCUUUACCUUUACCUUAGUCUUCUCAUUAAGGAGCAAAAUGAUGGGCAAGUGCCUCUUUUGUGGCUUCGUAUGUUAGCAUGAAAAAUUCAGUGUGUGGGGAAUGGACAGGAAACUCAUCUCAGUAGGAAGCCUGCGUUGUUGUGGUUGUUGAUGGCAUCUGUCUGUCUUGGGAGACAAUGAAGGAGUACACCUUUGGGGUUGAGGUCAAGCUGUUGGAAGGUUGCAGCGCCUGCUGUGGCUGUAGAGACCGAUGCAGGAGAGGCAUGUUUUGUUACAGCUGGGGCAGAUGAAGGCAUCCGGUUGUGCUACUGCAGAUGCACCAUGGCGUUUCUUCUCUCUGUGCUCCUCCCAGCAGUCAUUCCUCCUCUGGUCACUGCUGUGGAUACAUGACUUGACUGCCUGUAACCAGGCACUGUGUUGUGAUUAUUUUAGAAGUAGCUUUUGUCAUUAUUAUUCAUUGUUGUUAUUUAGCACAAAUUUGGAGAGAAAUAAAUAAAAGCAAAAGGAUCCUGCAAUCAGAAUUACCUUGUGUUAUUUCUCAGAAUGAGAACAUUGAGAGAUGAGAACUCCUACACUUUCCAGGCUACAAAAGAAUGAGAUGGGGAGGUGGGAGAAUUGCUCCAAGCUGUACCUUCCAAGAUAGCUUUGCAUAGUCCAAAUCUACCUUAUGCAUCAUUCUCUGUGAGCUAACAAUGUGAGGAAUAGCUUGCUAUAAUACGAUUAUGUGUCUACCUGGUGGCUCUUGUAAUAUGUCUUCCUAAUUGGUGGUAGAGGCAUACAGUAUGAAAUCAAUACUGAAACCAACAAGAGAGGUGUGCAAUUUAACAACAGAAACAGUGGGGAGGAAGACAGUGAUUGUAUGCAGGACAAUAUAACAACUGUACUGUUAGAUCAAUCUCAAGGCCAAUCCACUGACAAUCCAGACGUUUCUGGGAUCUUAUUUUGAGCAGGCAAUGAAGGAAACAGCCCGGCCCUCUAACAGAGAUUUGCCUUUCCCACUUAUUUGGUUAUUUCUCCCUUAGAGCAAGGCCCUUCUUCCAGUGCAAAAUUGCCUCAGCAGCUACAAAAGCUACUCAGCUGCAAAAGUUUUCCCCAAAAACAGAGCCACUCACUUGGGAGAUUUAAUUGGAGAGGCAUCACACAUGCCAGACAUGAAGAGUACCAAUCCUGUCUGACAGGAAAAACCAGCGCAGACUCCAAAAACCAGCACCAUUUUAGGGCUGCUAAUUCACUGUUUGGAAACCUCUGUGUGAGGUGUUCCCAGAGACUGUUGACUGAAGGCAGAUUUGUGCCUGAUUUGUCCUGUGGCAAAGUAGCAGCAACCAGAAGAAGAAGAGGAGGAGGAGGAGGAGGAGGAGUUUGGAUUUUAUAUCCCACUUUAUCACUACCCUAAGGAGUCUCAAAGCGGCUCAUAUUCUCCUUUCCCUUCCUCCCCCACAACAAACACUCUGUGUGGUGAGUGGGGCUGAGAGACUUCAGAGAAGUGUGACUAGCCAAAGGUCACCCAGCAGCUGCAUGUGGAAGAGCAGGGAAGCGAACCCAGUUCACCAGAUUACGAGUCCACCACUCUUAACCACUGCUUUACGUAUGUUAGUAACCCUCAGGACACGGACCUGUGGGAUAAGUCAGUCUCUUCCUCCCAUGUUGCAUAUGGAGAGAUGGGGACUGAGAGUACAGUGACUUUGCUUCAUGCAGCUUUGGUGACUGGGCGUAAGUGGGUGCAGAGAAUGGCAGCGUAUUGCAGAAACUGCCCUGGGACAAUGCAGUUUCCUUUAAGGAGGACAUGUUGGGUAAUCCCUGCAAAUCCAUCGCUGAAGGAAACGACGCUCCGAAAGGGCUCUUAAUUGGCUUCUAAUAUACCUGAAAACUCCCCAAGGGACUGUCAAGCAGGGCCUUGAUGAAUGAAUUUAAGAUUUAAAACAUUAAUAUCCUGCACUCAGGGCAGGUGACAAAUAAGUAAAGCAACUGCAAUAAAACUGUGGGGUGUGAAACACAGAGCAGUCAAAUACAACAUUCCUAGAGUGGACAUGUUUAGACAUGAAGAGGGAUGUUUGUCCAGCCAGUAGAUAAACUUCCUGUUUCCUCUACAUGUGACCAGAGGUGGGCGUGACCUCACCUGUGCAGGUAACAAAAGCACAGGGCUGGCCGCCACAUCUCUCUCUUCUCCAUUUUGCUUUCGUCGAAGAAGGAAUAGAAUAGGUGCUGAUGGUUGAGUCUGUAGGCCCUGCUGCGUAGCUUGUGUGGCUGGUGCCCGGGGUGGGCAGGUGAGCACACUCUGGGGUGGUGCAUGUUCCCAGGGGGUGGAGCCGCACUACACCCCUGCCCACACUCAGAGGGCACAACACUCCCAAAGAAUACACUCACCCUGCCCUGCCAGCCCUGCUUUGCAAUGCAGCAGGGCUGUGUACAGAGGACGCAACAGCUUGUGGGGUUGGCAGGGUUGAGGAGCAAAAUGCACCCCCCAAAAAAACAAAAAAUGCCCCUCUGGGCCUCCCCAUGCGAUGCCACUGUGUAGGCCACCAUAUGUGUGUGUUUUAAUGAUUUGGCCUCAGGGGCUGUAUGCAACAAAAGUUGUCUGGAAUAAAAAAUAUAAUACUGAAAAGUACUUGUACUUCAGGGAGUGGCCAUAAGAAAGGAAUUCCAUACUGUGUGUAUUCAGACACACUUGCAGCAUCCUCCAGACAUCUGUGGUCAAAUUUCAAAUCUGGUGCUGUGAUUCUGUUCAAUAAGUGAAAGCCCCUUUUUUGUUUCAGAUCAUCUCCAGCUUCUUCUCAGAUGAUAAGAAAGAGAAUUAUGGCAAGUUGCCCUCGGGCUUCCUUUUCAAGGUAAGGAAAAAGCAAUCACUAACCUGAUGUAUAGGGACGUGAGUGGCGCUGUGGGUUAAACCACAGAGCCUAGGGCUUGCCGAUCAGAAGGUUGGCGGUUCGAAUCCCCGCGACGGGGUGAGCUCCCGUUGCUCGGUCCCUGCUCCUGCCAACCUAGCAGUUCGAAAGCACGUCAAAGUGCAAGUAGAUAAAUAGGUCCCGCUCCGGCGGGAAGGUAAACGACGUUUCCGUGCGCUGCUCUGGUUCGCCAGAAGCAGCUUAGUCAUGCUGGCCACAUGACCCAGAAGCUGUACGCUGGCUCCCUCGGCCAAUAAAGCGAGAUGAGCGCUGCAACCCCAGAGUCGGCCACGACUGGACCUAACGGUCAGGGUCCCUUUACCCUUUACCUGAUCUACAGGCAGAACCUUUGGCUCUUGUGUAAAUGAGUCACAAAGAGUAGACCUGAGUUAAGGGGGAAUAGCAUGACUCUUGAGGCUUAUAGACACACACACACACACACACACACACACACGUGUGAACUGCAAGUUGCCCAGUCUAGAAAUGCAUUGCUUCAUUGGUAUCCUGUUUCCUUUUCCAGGCUCAGGCAGUCCAAGCUCACGCUUCAGAGAAUGAGAAGCACCUUCAGUUUGGACAAGGGGAAAUCAUGCUGGUGCUGUCAGAUAAAGAGGCUGAGGUAACAUCAGGGCACUUAUUUGGCACUGUUGUUCGAAAUGCUAAUGGAUGACAAUACUUGGCACUGAUGUGAUACAGGAUGCCCUAGGAACCAGAGAGGGCCAACUGUGGCCCCAAAGCUUAAACAUGCAAAGCCAAUGCUCUUCUCGUGAAGCUCCUCAAUAGGAUAGGAGAGGAUUAAGCAGACCUCAGGCUUGUAGGAUCUGCUUCUCCUUCUUUUACUAAAACCCUGAGAUCAACAAAUCGGAACCUGGAGCAAGAGAUAUAGAAAUAAAGAAUGCUGAGCUCAAGCUGUUGUUCAGGCAUCCCCAACCUGUGGCCCUCCAGAUGUUUUGGCCUACAACUCCCAUGAUCCCUAGCUAACAGGACCAGUGUCAGGGAUGAUGGAAAUUGUAGACCGAAACAUCUGGAGGGCUGAAGGUUGUGGGGGAGCCAGUGUGGUGUAGUGGUUAAGAGCAGUAGACUCGUAAUCUGGUGAACCGGGUUCACUUCCCCACUCCUCCACAUGCAGCUGCUGGGUGACCUUGGGCCAGUCACACUUCUCUGAAGUCUCUCAGCCCCACUCACCUCACAGAGUGUUUGUUGUGGGGGAGGAAGGGAAAGGAGAAUGUUAGCCGCUUUGAGACUCCUUUGGGUAGUGAUAAAGCGGGAUAUCAAAUCCAAACUCUUCUUCUUGUUGUUUUUUGAGUAGCAGCAUGGAAUGGAAGUUGCAAAGGAGUUGCACUCCUUAACUCCUUCCCCCACCCAAUUAAGAAAAUCCUUCAUUUCAGUAUAAUCUUCUUGGGGGGUGGGAGUAUUAUUUUGUUGUUGUCAUUGUUUUUUUAAAAAAAAUAAUAUUUAUUGCUUUUAAAAGUUACAAAAAAGUAGAAGAAAGAGAGAAAAGACUAGAAAGAAAUAAGAAAAAAAAGACAAGAAAAGAAAAACAAGAACAAUACAAUAUAUAAACAAUACAAACCCACCCUAAACCCAUUAAACUAAGCACAUAAACAAAACAAGACAAAAACAAUUUUAAAAACAUCCCUCCUUUUCCAUACUCUGUCCUUCAUUCCCUUGUUUCCUCGACUUCCUCACACCUCCCUUUUUGUAUCCCACUUCUAAUACUUGUUUCUUUUUUUUUUUUUUUAUAAAAUAUUUAUUCAGAUUUUAAGAUUACAGAAAAAGAAAAAGUAAAGCAAGAAAAACCAUUCACAUACAUCCUACAAAGAAAAAAUACACAAUGCAAGAAAAAAUACACAAGACAAAAAAUCACAAUAAAAAAUAACAAAAGAAAAAUUCAAAUUAAACCAUUAGAACCGUUUUCCCAUUUACUUAUUUCCGUGACUUCCCUCACUUCUCUGCUUUGUAUUCUAAUUCAAAUUGUAUCUCCACCAAAUCCUUCUAACCUUCUUUUCAUGUACUUAUUUUAACAUUUUAACAUUCAAAAAUAUUUAAUUCUCCUCUAUCUUUUAUUUUACACUUCAUAUUUACUUAAUUCCAUUAUACUCUGUCUGCCAAUACGGUCUAAUAUUUCUUCUCCAACCUUUUCUAACAUUCUUUUAUGUUACAGUAGUUCUGAAGAUAUGUUUUAAACUUUUUCCAAUCUUCUUCCAUCGACCCUUCUUCUUGAUCUCGAAUUCUGCCGGUCAUCUCAGCCAGUUCCAUAUAGUCCAUCACUUUUCUCUGCCAUUCUUCUCGGGUAGGCAAUUCUUGUGUCUUCCAGUAUUUCCCAAUGAGUAUUCUUGCUGCUGCUGUCGCAUACAUGAAAAAAGUUCUAUCUUCCCUUCGCACCAAUUGGCCGACCAUGCCCAAGAGGAAGGCCUCUGGUUUCUUUAGAAAAGUAUAUUUCAAUACCUUUUUUAAUUCAUUAUAUAUCAAUUCCCAGAAGGCCUUGAUCUUUGGGCACGUCCACCAAAGGUGAAAAAAAGUACCUUCAUUUUCUUUACAUUUCCAACAUUUGUUGUCAGGCAAAUGAUAAAUUUUUGCUAGCUUGACUGGGGUUAUGUACCACCUGUAUAUCAUUUUCAUAAUAUUCUCUCUUAAGGCAUUACAUGCCGUAAAUUUCAUACCAGUGGUCCAUAACUGUUCCCAGUCAGCAAACAUAAUGUUAUGUCCAACGUCCUGUGCCCAUUUAAUCAUACCGAUUUUACCAAAACAUCUGGAGGGCUGAAGGUUGUGGGGGAGCCAGUGUGGUAUAGUGGCUAAGAGCAGUAGACUCGUAAUCUGGUGAACCGGGUUCACUUCCCCACUCCUCCACAUGCAGCUGCUGGGUGACCUUGGGCCAGUCACACUUCUCUGAAGUCUCUCAGCCCCACUCACCUCACAGAGUGUUUGUUGUGGGGGAGGAAGGGAAAGGAGAAUGUUAGCCACUUUGAGACUCCUUCGGGUAGUGAUAAAGCGGGAUAUCAAAUCCAAACUCUUCUUCUUCUUGUUUUUUGAGUAGCAGCAUGGAAUGGAAGUUGCAAAGGAGUUGCACUCCUUAACUCCUUCCCCCACCCAAUUAAGAAAAUCCUUCAUUUCAGUAUAAUCUUCUUGGGGGGUGGGAGUAUUAUUUUGUUGUUGUCAUUGUUUUUUUAAAAAAAAUAAUAUUUAUUGCUUUUAAAAGUUACAAAAAAGUAGAAGAAAGAGAGAAAAGACUAGAAAGAAAUAAGAAAAAAAAGACAAGAAAAAAGAAAAACAAGAACAAUACAAUAUAUAAACAAUACAAACCCACCCUAAACCCAUUAAACUAAGCACAUAAACAAAACAAGACAAAAACAAUUUUAAAAACAUCCCUCCUUUUCCAUACUCUGUCCUUCAUUCCCUUGUUUCCUCGACUUCCUCACACCUCCCUUUUUGUAUCCCACUUCUAAUACUUGUUUCAGCAAAUCCUUUCCAUCUUUCUCUAUUUUCUGUCAUAUUAUAAGUAACAUAUUCUUUAACCUUAUUUCCCAUUAAAGGUAAAUUGCUUAUAUACACCCAACUUCUUAUAGCAUUUAUCCUAAAUCCAUAAAAUAUCAUUCCACCAUUUUUCUAACAGUCAUUACUUUAACAAAAUUUCUAAAUAAACACUUUAAAUUUUCCAGUAAUCUUCCACUAUCUCCUCUCCCUGGCUUCGGAUUCUGCCAGUCCUUUCCGUCAGUUCCAUAUAAUCCAUCAACCUGGUGUUCUUAUAUCCGAGGCUCUUAAAUCUCUUCCAAGUCCCUUCUGCAGGUCUUCUUCAUAUUCUUUGAUACUCAGGAGCAUAUCUCGAGAAAACUCCAGCCUAGCAAUACUUUUGUUCCUUCUGGACAGUUCAGCCAAAUUUCCAAAAUUGAAAAUAAAGUCCAUAGAGUGUUUCAGAACGUAUUUCAAGAUUCCUCCAAUUCUAGCGACCCCCAAAGCUUCAAGCUCCUCCAAACCCUGUUCCAUAUCCCCAAAGUCAGUCAAUCCCUGGAUAGAGGGUUCUUUCCAACUUUCCUUCUUCAAUCCAAGCCGGGAUCCUAGCCUCAAAAUUUGACUUUUGCUAGAUUCAGUCAUGAAAGACCUCAAUUUAUAAUCCUCAAUUUGCUUCUGAGAAAUUAAGGAUCCCGCUUGUACUACUUUUGGUUUCACAUCAUCAGCUUUCUCCUUUUUCUCCAUCAUUUUCACAUCAUCCUGAAUUGUUUCUGUAUUAACACUCACUUUUUGACUCAAAUUAAUCACGUUCUGUUCCAAGUUGUCAAUUUUAGAGAUCGUAUCAUCUGUCUUUUUAUGGAGCUGUUCCAGCGAGUAGUUUAUCUUGUAUAAUACAGUCACAAUAGCUUCUCCUAUCAGCAUUUUGAAUGAUCCAAGGUCAAACUCUAGUUUUCAGAAUCUUAUCUUGCAGCUGGAGAUCUCCCUGUUGCACUACUGUUAACAGUUUCACAUGCUCCCUCUAGAGGGAAACAGUCUCCGUUUGUAUCAAUUCUUUCAGGCACGACUCAAGCAAAUAACAAUAGUUUCAAUUUUCGGUUACUUUUUCCUCCAUUUUUAAACGCAGAAGAGGACAAUGGAAACAGUACCUUUCUUAUUUUAGCUAGCUGUCAAAUCCGUUCUGUCAAUAAACAUUCCCCGAACGUCAUCUGGCAGCCCUUUUCCAGGUUCAGAGCAGUGGCAAUUUAAUUUUGACUCUCUUCUGCAGGCACACUAAAUCCAAAACUUCCCCUCUCUUCUCCUGCUUCCAAGAGGGGUUAUAUAUUUUUGUCCGGUGGGAAUUUAAUCCUUUAUCAAAAACUUUCAAAGACUUUAGCUUGUAAUGUCUUUGCUUCAAUCUAUUUACAAAACGGGAGGCGGACUUCCUGUUUAGAGCCUUCCCGCUUCAGCACCAAAUUAAAGUGUUUCAAGAUCCAAUUCUCCGUUCUACUCACGGGUAGUCAUUUAAAAUCCAAUUGUCCACAGGAAAAAGUCAGCGCUCUCCGGCAACAGCAAUUUCACUCCGUGAAAGAAGCGGUCGAUUCAAAGCACCGCGCCGCUCACCCCACGUCGCUCCGGAUCCCCAAAACAGGGUUUCCCCGCGAGUAGGGGAGGCGCAAAGGGUGCCAGCCGAAUCCCAGGUUCACAGGCUUCUCCCGCCUGUGAUUUCUAUGGCUCUCCGCCUUCACCGUGGCGGUCAGACCCUGCUUUUCAUGGAGCAAAUUCCUCCCGAUCGGAGGAAUUCAGCCAUUGCCGGAGGCGCCUCCCCGGAAGUCCCUUGUUGUUGUCAUUGUUCAACCAUUGGGAGUCUUAAACCAUUACCAAUUUCCAUCAAAUCACCCAGAGAGCUACCAGUAGACCCUGAUCUACUUUCUGCCCAGUAGUCCAUUAAAUAAUGGCACUAGCCAUUUUUUAAGCUGUCUUGUCAUCUUGUCUGGAAAAGGCAACCCAUUUAUUUUUGAGAGAGAGCACCCUUAUAGAUGCUCCCCCACCUAUGCCCCCACUGACUUGCCAAGUACUUCCAGGGUGCAGACUCUGACCCUCCAGUUUGGGACAACUUCCAUGCCUAGUCCGUGGAGCUGCAUCUUAGGUCCAUGAAGGAGGCCAGGAUUUUUUAAAUCAAAGGUUGGCAACCAAUUAUUAUUAUUAUUAUUAUUAUUAUUAUUAUUAUUAUUAUUAUUUACCACUUAUACCCCGCCCAUCUGGCUGGGCCUCUCCAGCCACUCUGGGCGGCUUCCAACAGAAUAUUAAAAUACAAUAACCUAUUAAACAUUAAAAGCUUCCCUAAACAGGGCUGCCUUCAGAUGUCUUCUAAAAGUCAGAUAGUUGUUUAUUUCCUUGACAUCUGCUGGGAGGACGUUCCACAGGGCGGGUGCCACUACCAAGAAGGCCCUCUGCUUGGUUCCCUGUAACUUGGCUUCUCACAGUGAGGGAACCGCCAGAAGGCCCUCAGCACUGGACCUCAGUGUCCGGGCUGAACGAUGGGGGUGGAGACACUCCUUCAGGUAUACUGGACCGAGGCCAUUCCAUUUCACUGCCCAUUUCUCCCCCUCCCCCCCGCAACCUUGCUUAAAGGGGUCGUGCAGUGGCAACUUCUAGUGAGAUCUCUCUGGAAGCAGCCGCUGCAGCCACACAAGACCAGCGAUGGCGGGGACAGUUGGGCACUUGUGGGCCCUGCAGAAUUCUGUCACCCAAGGGAUGACCUUGUCUAUAAUUUAUCAAAAGUCGUAACUCAACACCGCAUCUAGGAAGCAACUAGGUCAUUGUCUCCCAGGGGCAAAGAAAGAGGUGUUGUGAGGUCAGACACACUAAGAACUAAGGAACUGUGGCUCUUCGUCCCAUGCAAGGCUUUGCACAUUUGGGGCCGGGGGGGAUGGAGGAAAGAUACCAGCCCCACAGUCAUGCAGACUCUACAUCAGAAUACACAACUGCACACCCUGUGUUUAUAAUUUACUUAGUUUAUAAUGGGGUCAAUAACUCAGUUUUCCGUGGUGCAGAAUUUGGGUUCCAUUGGCGUAGAAAUGUUGGCACUGAUUAUUUUUUUAGUGCCGGUCAUGAUGAGUGGAGCAUAUUUUGGAUUUUUGUGUGUGUAAACAAUAGAACCUCAUUGGGUUUCUGAUAACUAUGGGGCAUGACCCCGUUGUUUCAUAGAAAGCACCACCUGACCUUGUUGCAUUCUCUGCUCUCUGCGUGGAACAGGAACUGCAGGCAGAGCUGCUGCCACUGCUGCUGCCGUGUGUUAAGUCUAUUUACAUGCGUGUUCCCCUACCCACUGUCUUCUAUCAAUUAUUAACUCUCCUUCACACCCUUCUCUCCACACCAACAGCACUGAUCAUUUGCUUCCUACAAAGGCAGAACAUUUAAAGGCAAAUCGACAUGCUACGCGUUGCAACUUUAACCAUUUGGAAAUCCUUUUAUACAGAAGCCACUGAACGUGUAUUUAUUUCCUUUUUCUGCUAGUGUAAUAUAGCAGCUAAAGGGGCAGCUAUGAAUCAGGAAGUACACCAUUCAAAUCUGGCAUCAGCCCCAUAGGGUGCCUUAGGCAAGCCACCAGCAAUUAGUAUUAUCUCCAUGCGCCCGCCCCCUGGAUUUCAGCAUUGAGUCUUACACAACUCGACUCAGAAGUGAGUCCCAUCUGGCAUGCUGCCUCUGAACAUGAAGGGUCCACAUAGCUUUCAGGGCUGUUAAGGGUAGGUAGGCAAGUCCUCUGUGAAUUUGUCUAAUCCUAACCCUACAAGGGACGCGGGUGGCGCUGUAGGUUAAACCACAGAGCCUAGGACUUGCUGAUCAGCAGGUCGGCGGUUCGAAUCCCCGCGACGGGGUGAGCUCCCGUUGCUCGGUCCCUGCUCCUGCCAACCUAGCAGUUCGAAAGCACAUCAAAAUGCAAGUAGAUAAAUAGGUACCGCUCCAACGGGAAGGUAAAUGGCGUUUCCGUGCGCUGCUCUGGUUUGCCAGAAGCGGCUUAGUCAUGCUGGCCACAUGACCCGGAAGCUGUACGCCGGCUCCUUCAGCCAAUAAAGCCAGAUGAGCGCCACAACCCCAGAGUCGGUCACGACUGGACCUAAUGGUCAGGGGUCCCUUUACCUUUACCUAAGUCUGCUGUUAGGCUGUAUCUACACCAGUUUUCUUGUCACAUUUCAUUAUAUUUCACUUUAUUUCAUUUUCGUUUUUUGCAAAAAAUAAAUGCAACCAAAAAAAUAACAAAUGAAUUACAAUUACUGUAUAUUAAAGACUUGGGAGUGAUUUUCAAGCAAUUCCUCUGUAUGCCUCUGUGUAGACAAACCAAAAUUGUGCACAACAGUCUUAGAGAAAGAGGUGAGGUCCUCCUGUGGAUCAGGAACUGGAUAUGAAACAGGAAGCACAGGAAUAAAUGAGCCCUAAGCCCAUUCCCUUAUUCUUCACCCAAUCUCUUCCGUUUGCCUGCACCAUCAGGCUCCCCGACUUCCUCAGUCCACUCACCGCUUCAAGGCGAAUUCACUCACCUGCUUCAACCCCCACCAAAGCCCAGUUUGCUUGCUUGCCUAUCUGCUACUUGCUUUCCUUGCUGCCACAAGCCCAGUUCACUCAUCUUCUGCCCCACGCACUUGCCCUGACGCCUGCCUGUCUCAAAUGCUUCCCUCAUCCUGGAGCUUGCACAACCUGUCACCAACAGGACAACAGACUUGUGCAAAUAUAGUGUGUGUGUGUGUGUGUGUGUGUGUGUGUGUGUGUGUGUUGAGAGAGAGAUGUAAUGUGCUUCAAAAACAAAUCUAUGCAUUCAGAAAUAUUAGAUUUUGAAAUCCAAAUUUGGAGUUUUUAUGUGAAGUUUUGAGACUGGGGGGGGAAUUAUGCUACUUUAUGCUCUUGUGAAUCAUCAUCAUCAAUUAAGAUGGUGAGCCUUGAAUUCUGCUCUGAAAACUACAUUGUGUGAUGUGUUGAAUGAUUUGUAGCCAUGCAAUAUGAUGAGCACAUCUGCACAUGGUGUCUUCCAUGCAGGAGCCAUUUAAUAAACUUACUGGCUUUUAAGCACAUUGCCUAUGCUGAGAAGACUCUCUGGGCUGUAGUGAUGGGAAAGGUCUUGUUAACCUGACUAAGAGUGGGGGAUUUUUCUUUCUUUUUUCUAGGAAAAGGGAUUCCUGAUGGGUAUAAAGGAGAAAGACUGGAAGAAGAACCAGAAUAUGCUACUGAAAGGAAUUUUCCCACAACAUCUCGUUAAAUCUAUCCCUUUGGAAUAA